CAAAUGGCGAGGCAAGAGUGGGACAAGCUAGCGGGAAAAGUGGUGAUGGUGACAGGGGCUUCCUCGGGUCUCGGCCUCGAAUUUUGUCUUGACCUCGCCAAGGCCGGCUGCAGAAUUGUGGCAGCCGCUCGCCGUGUGGAUCGCCUCGUCUCCCUCUGCCACCAGAUCAAUCACCUCCCUCUACCUCCUUCUUCUUCGGCUUCCGAGCCCAGAAGCCCUCGAGCCGUGGCUGUGGAGCUCGACGUUUGUGCUGAUGCUCCCACCAUCGAGACCGCUGUAUACAAGGCUUGGGACGCCUUUGGCCAUAUCGACGCCUUGGUCAACAACGCCGGAGUUAGAGGUAAUGUGAAAUCUCCAUUGGAUUUGUCCGAGGAGGAAUGGAACAACGUUUUGAAAACAAACUUAACAGGAGCCUGGUUGGUAUCAAAAUACGUCUGCAUUCGCAUGCGUGAUGCAGAGAGGGGAGGAGCAAUCAUCAAUAUCUCUUCUAUUGCUGGCAUUAACCGUGGCCAAGUUUCUGGAGCCGUCGCAUAUGGUUCUUCAAAGGCAGGCCUAGACGCCGUCACAAAGGCCAUGGCCUUGGAAUUGGGGGUACACAAAAUUAGAGUGAAUUCGAUAGCACCUGGGAUUUUCAAAUCUGAGAUUACUGAGGGUCUUAUGCAAAAAGCUUGGCUGCCAAACGUUGUCAGCAAAACUGUCCCUUUAAGAACCUAUGGCACCUCAGAUCCAGCAUUAACAUCAAUGGUUCGAUACUUGAUUCAUGACUCUUCUGAAUAUGUCUCCGGCAACAUUUUCAUUGUUGAUGCAGGUAACUCGUUACCAGGUGUCCCCAUUUUCUCUUCCCUUUGAAAUUCAUCUUGUCUAAGGAAGUUCAACUUUGUAUUAAUUAAUGAGAUAAUU
Molecule: messenger RNA, 900 nt
Organism: Corylus avellana
Lineage: Eukaryota; Viridiplantae; Streptophyta; Magnoliopsida; Fagales; Betulaceae
Molecular function (GO): oxidoreductase activity
Source: RefSeq, a predicted model, not a curated record